Molecule: messenger RNA, 3327 nt
Organism: Peronospora belbahrii
Lineage: Eukaryota; Oomycota; Peronosporomycetes; Peronosporales; Peronosporaceae
Source: the annotation of a GenBank genome assembly
AUGGCCUCAUUUAAAUUGGUCACUGGAGACCUUAUUCGCCUUAUUGAGACCCCUCAUGAAAAACAACAGGAUGUACUUGGUAACAUGGGCGGCCUUGAAGGCAUUGCUGCGUCGCUCCAUGUUGAUCUACGCCAGGGACUGGAUUCGAACAACGAUGCUGAUCUUCUCCAUCGCGAAGAGUCUUUUGGCAAGAACUACGUGGCACCACCUCGAGCCAAAAGUUUUUUCGAACUCAUGUGGGACGCUUUUCAGGACAUUACUAUCAUUGUGUUGACCAUUUCAGGUUUCAUAUCGAUCAUCCUGUCUUCAACAGUGGGUGAUCAUCCCGAGACUGGUUGGGUUGAGGGAGCUUGUAUUAUUCUAGCUGUUGUGGUUGUCACAAUUGUCACGGCCAUGAACGAUUACCAGAAGGAGGCGCAGUUCCGUGCAUUAAACGCUAUCAAGGAGGAUGAGAAGAUUAAAGUGAUUCGCAAUGGCCAGCCCACUGAGAUUAGUAAGUGGAGCCUUGUGGUUGGUGAAAUUGUUCGGGUUGACCUAGGUGAUAUUAUUCCGGCUGACGGAAUCGUCUUUGACGCGAAAGAGGUAAAGAUGGAUGAAAGUGCCAUGACUGGCGAGUCUGACCUAAUGCCGAAGAAUGCCGAGAACCCGUUUUUGCUCUCUGGUACUAAGGUCAUGGAGGGUGUUGGCAAGAUGCUGGUGAUAUGUGUAGGUGAGAACUCGCAAGCUGGCAUAAUCAAGAGUCUGAUUAACGGUAACCGGCCCGGUGCUGCUGCCGGUGGGGGCGGUAGCAAGGCUGUGGAUAAGAACGAAAAGAAAGCAGGCUCGGAUGAACAGAUUUAUGUCGAGAUUGAGACUCCUAAGGUGGGUGCUGCUAUUGAGGACGAGAACACAAAGAGUGGUGAAGAAGACGAUGAAAGUCAAUCUCCAUUAGAAGGAAAGUUGUACAACUUGACUGUGCUCAUCGGGAAGUUGGGUACGCUUGUUGCUCUUUUGGUUUUCGUUGUCAUGUCGAUCCGUUUCUCGAUUGAUACAUUUAUAAAUGAUGACAAGCCAUGGAAGAGUGGCUACAUUAGCGACUACCUAAACUUCUUCAUUAUCGCUAUCACCGUGCUCGUGGUAGCCAUCCCCGAGGGCCUUCCGCUCGCUGUGACCAUUGCACUUGCCUAUUCUGUGAAGAAGAUGCUUGUGGAUAACAACCUCGUGCGCCACCUGGACGCCUGUGAGACUAUGGGCAGUGCCACGACAGUGUGCUCCGAUAAAACUGGCACGUUGACAACGAAUCGUAUGACCGUGAUGCAGUUGUGGAUUGGAGGCCAGGAGUUUUUCUCUGCUUCAGUGGGUGUCGGUGCGUUAUCGGAUUCGACGAAAGAGGCGUUCUGCACGGGUAUUGCUGUGAACUCGACGGCUGAGAUUCUGCCUUCUAGGAUGGAGAAUGGGCAGCCUGAGCACACCGGUAACAAGACCGAGUGCGCCUUGCUGCAGUAUAUUCGUGACGGCGGUGUGGAGUACCCGGAUCUUCGCAUGAACAACGAAGUUGUGCACAUGCUGACAUUUAGCAGUGCGAAGAAGCGCAUGUCGGUGGUAGUGCGUCGCAGCGCGACGACAUGUCGCGUGUACACGAAGGGUGCAACGGAGGUGGUGCUUGGUCUGUGCCAGGAUAUGCAGAACGUGAACGGUUCGAUUGUGGGUCUUGACGAGGCUACUAAGGCGAAGAUUGCCGAUGAGGUGAUUGAGAAGUACGCGUCGCAGGCGUACCGUACGUUGUGCUUGGCUUACCGCGAUUUGGAUGUACCGGCAGAGGACACAGCUAACUGGACGGAUGACGACUUGGAGAAGAACUUGACUUGUGUGGCCAUUGUAGGCAUUGAAGAUCCUGUUCGUCCGGAGGUGCCUGACGCCAUCAAGAUGUGCGCCACUGCUGGUAUCACUGUGCGCAUGGUGACGGGCGACAACAUCACGACUGCUCGAUCGAUUGCUAGCAAAUGCGGUAUCACGAAGCCUGGUGAUGGUUCGUUGAUUAUGGACGGUCUGACGUUCCGCACCCGUGUGCUAGACGCGCAAGGCAACAUUAUCCAGUCCGAGUUUGAUAAGAUUUGGCCUAUGCUACGCGUGCUCGCCCGUUCGUCGCCGAAAGAUAAAUAUACGCUGGUAUCUGGGUUGAUGCAAAGCAAUGUUUCACCACACGGCCCUCAGGUGGUUGCUGUGACUGGUGACGGCACGAAUGACGCUCCUGCUCUGAAGAAGGCGAACGUAGGUUUUGCUAUGGGUAUCAGCGGCACGGCCGUUGCUAAAGACGCGUCGGACAUUAUUUUGAUGGACGAUAAUUUCAACUCGAUUGUGAACGCUAUCAAGUGGGGACGUAAUGUGUACGAUUCGAUCGCCAAAUUCCUGCAAUUCCAGCUGACUGUGAAUGUGGUUGCCAUUGCCUUGGCGUUUAUUGGCGCGGUUGUGCUGGAGCAGUCUCCUCUGUCGGCUGUGCAGAUGCUUUGGGUGAACUUGAUUAUGGAUUCGUUUGCAUCGCUUGCCCUUGCGACUGAGGAGCCGACCCCGCAGUUGCUGGAGCGUAAGCCGUACCCAAAGACUGAGCCGUUGAUCUCAAAAAAGAUGACUAAGCACAUCCUUGGCCAGUCGGCUUACCAGCUCGUCCUGCUACUGGCAAUUGUGUUCACUGGCGAGAAGUGGUUUAACAUUCCAUCGGGCCGUUUUACCGACCUUACCGACGAUAUGGAAGAUGACCCGACGCAGCACAUGACAAUCGUGUUCAACACGUUUGUGUGGGCGCAGCUAUUUAACGAGCUUAAUGCCCGUAAGAUCCAUGAUGAGAUCAAUAUUUUUGCGGGAAUUACGAGGAACCGUGUGUUCCUAUGGGUAUGUCUCCUACAGGCUGCUAUGCAGUAUGUGAUGGUUCAGCACACUGGCGACUGGUUCAAGUGCAAACCACUUGAGUUGAACCAGUGGCUUGCUUGCAUUGGAAUGGGCUUUGUGUCACUUCCGCUUGGUUUGGUGCUGCGCAUGAUUCCUAUGACGAACGCUCCAAGCUGGAUGGCGAUCUGCCGCGAGGCUGAUACGGAUGAGGUGCGUGAAAUUACAUCUGGUCGUGGCCAGGCACUUUGGGCUCGUGGCUUUGCUCGCGUUUGCGCUCAGAUUCGCGUCGUGAAGGCUUUUCAGAAGGGAAUCCAGUCCAAGGCUCUCAUCAAAGGGCCGAAAUACUUCGCUAUCGCUUGUAACCGCAUUUUCAGUCAGUUGUUGCAGUUUCUUCAUAAGCCUCGUGUGACUUCGUCUUGCCUGCAACACGCCACUUCUUUGUUGCACCCCGUCCAGUUUUGA